Mytilus trossulus (common blue mussel) is the source of this 7132-nucleotide messenger RNA. RefSeq lists its product as uncharacterized. The record is from RefSeq and is a predicted model, not a curated record. The coding region runs from base 11 to 7132 and encodes 2373 amino acids. The transcript has 20 exons. Lineage: Eukaryota; Metazoa; Mollusca; Bivalvia; Mytilida; Mytilidae.
CAACAUAGACAUGAAAGACAGUAAUAUUGGCUUGUAUGUCCACAACGGAGCAUCCAAAGUUGACGUUAUUAAUGUCACAGCUGAUCAGAUAGAAGGAUUUAUCACGGCAGUAGAUUUUCAUGGAAAUCUAGAAUUAAAUCUUAAUAAUAGUAUUAUAAGUACAACGAACAUCGUAGUAAAUAUCGAAAUAAACAGAACUGAAACGUUAUAUAUCAACUUUGAUAAUAGUGAAUUGUAUAGUUCAACAGGAAAAUUAUUCAGUUUGAGCGAUGCAGCAGCCACAGAAAAUUUUACUGAUAUUUAUCUAAACGUCAAAAACUCAGUAUUCGCAACAGCAAGCGAAAACCUUUUUGAAAUAAAUACUUGCUCAAGUAAGAUACAUAGUGAAAUAAUUUCAUCGUCGUUUUCUGUAGCAAAUGGUGACAAAACUAUUUUCAGUUGCAAAGCCAGCUCAGUAGAUUUAACAGGAUUUCUGAAUAAAUUUGACAAAAGUGAUAAAGGUUUUUUCAUAUCAUUCUGUGAUCAAGAAGACAAUACACAAGAUUUUGUUAUUGAAUUGAACUUAACGAACAAUAGAUUUGAAAGUAUAGGUUCAACAGCAAUUGAAACACAUGGCCAAUUGAGUGAAAUAGUGAUAAAGAAUAACUAUUUCGUUGGAAACGGUAAAUGUAUAAAUCAUUCUAUGGCAGAUUUUGAUUUUGAUACUCUAACAAUAUCUCAUAAUGUAUUCCUUAAUAAUACUGCAGAAGAAAUUGUUAAACUAUUACAGCCUCGUUCUGGAAAUUCAACCAUCAACUUGGUCCAGAAUAAAUUUGAAAACAACCGAGAUAUCGUGAUAUCGUUUACUUCCCCGUUUAUUAAUAUAUAUCAAAAUUUCUUUGAAAACAAAUAUUCUUCAUACAAUGUAAAAGUCGAAAGUGACACAAAUAGUUACACUGGAAGAGUAGUUAAUGCGUCUCAAAACUACUGGGGUACAAAUGAUGUUAAUGUGAUUGAAAAAAGAAUAUAUGAUAAAAACUAUGACAAUACAUUGUUUAAAAUAAACUUCCGGCCAUAUUUAGGAUCCAGAAAUUAUUCAGACAUUCAAAACGCAGAAGCAGCAUUUAUAAGUUCUUCUGGUGAUAUUGGUGGAAUUGUAAGUGAAAACUUCACCCUAACUAAGGGAAGCAGUCCAUAUGUUGUAAUUUCCAAUAUAGUGGUACAAGAAGAUGCCGUUUUAACAUUAGAGGCUGGUCUUGUGCUGCUUUUUAAGGAAGAUGUCGGCAUUACAGUCUACGGAACAUUUAAUGUUUUGGGAACGCAAGAUGAUUUGGUUCAGUUGGAACCGGAAGUUAUCGACAAACCAUGGAGAGGGGUAGAUAUCAAAUCAUAUAUAGGAAAUACUAAUUCAAAUUUGCAAUACCUUGUUGUAAAGAACACUACUACAGGCAUUCGUGUAUGGAGUAUGAACACUUUUAUCCACAAUGUAACAUCUCAGUCCUCUACAACAAAUGGAUUUACUUUUUAUGUCAAUAGCAAUGUAACGGAAGUGGCAAUUUCUGAGUUAACCGCUUCAAAUAAUGUGAAAACUGGAAUUCAGAUUAUAACAGAUGACAUAUCUUCAUCAAAAGUUGUGUUUCGUAUUCUUAAAUGUACUGUUGGCCAAAACAACGAAUACGGUGUUGAUAUAAAAGCCAAUGCAAGUGUUAUUAUUUCUGAAUGUGAUAUUGAAGGGAACACGGAGUCCGGGAUAUAUCUGUACCAAGAGUUAGGAGGACGAAUGAAUAUAAGCACGUCAAAAAUAUCACGAAAUGUAAAAUAUGCAAUUAAAGGAUAUUACACGGAGGAGCUUGUGAUAGAUUCUUGCAUCAUUUCUGACCAUUCUUUCCGUCGGUUUAGCAAAUAUUGGUUUCAAAGAAUAUCUUAUGUAUAUCUGCGAAAGAACGACAACUCCAAGUUUCACAUUAAACUAUUAAACAGCGUUUUUGAAAAUAACAUUAACGAUGGAAUUGAAGUUUACUUCCAUUACUAUAGCAUGGGUGGCCUUAUACUUCAUAUUGAAAACAAUACAUUUACUGGCGGAAAUAAAACACUUUUCAUCAAUUAUAACUCCGUUUACGAAAACAUGGCUUACGUUAAAAUUAUCAGAAACUUGUUUCUCAACAAUUCGAACUCAGACGGUGCUCUCAUACAAUCUAAGUUCGAACACGUUGGUGAUGUGAAAUUUGAGAAUAACAAAUUUGAAGGGAAUAUCGCAAAAACUUCUUUACUUAUGACAGGGAAUGUAAAAUAUUCCGUCGGAAAAAUUUCGAUACAGCACAAUGAUAUAUCGGGCGAUUGGGCAACUGAAUCAAUAAUAGACAUUAAUACUUAUCACGAAAUAACUGUUAACUAUAAUAAUCUUCGAAACUUGUUUCCAAAUGUAUGCGUCAUUAGUGCACCAAAAUUCGAGGAGUCAUUUGAAAUAAAUGCUACUUUCAAUUACUGGGGGCACGAAUCAGCAGUAGAAAUAUUGGAUGUAGCAUGCGGAUUUGAAAAAGAUAUGGACAGAAGUUUUAUGCAUUAUAUACCCUUUUAUACCGAUAACAAUUUCAAUCAAGUUGUUGCAUUGACACAAGAUAGAUUUGAUGCACAUGGAGCACUCGGCGGAUAUGUAACUAAGGAUUUUACCAUUCCAAAUCUAAGUAGUCCCAUUAUCAUAUCAAGAGCUUUGUUUGUCAGACCAGAUUCAGUUUUGACAGUGGCAUCUGGUGCCGUCCUUCGUUUCAAAGAAAACAGAGGAAUAUAUGUUCAAGGUGCAUUGAAAAUUUCUACCGGUAGCAGAAGACUAACGGUCAUGGACUCCAUGGACGAAAAUGUUCCUUGGUAUGGAAUAGUGAUAAGAUCUAAAAGCGAUGAAUAUUCCGCCAUAAACUACGCGCAAAUUAAUAACACCAUGCAAGGUUUUACAGCGUUUUCGAACAGUUUUGAAAUGAAACAUACCAAUAUAAAUAAUUCCAGAGCGUCAUGCUUGAGCAUCAAACCAAAGGAUACUGGUGUUACAACUCAUGAUUUUGAAGGCACCAGUAUAAGCAAUUGUAAGGAGAUAGGACUUUCUGUUUUUGGUGAUGGAGAAAUAAAUGUUUACAAUGUUAAUAUUAAAAAUGCGUCUGUUGGCUUAAAGAUGGACGUCCGUUAUGGUCAUUUAACUGUAAAAUCAAGCAAUAUUACAAACUGCUCAACAGCAGCCUAUGUCCGUUUCGGAAUAACAUCAAAGGCUGCAGGAAACCUGACCCUUCAUAGUUGUCGGAUUUCAAAUUGUUCAAACGGUGUCGAAUAUUCAAUGAGUAAUGUCUGGAAUAUAAAUAGUGUUGAUAUACAAUAUAACAUAUUUUCUAAUAUUACAAACAAUGCAUUGUCGGUCAAUUUUCCGUCAAAUGAUUACAAUAAUCGAUAUAUAGGUCAUGUAGAUAUAGGUUUCAAUACUUUCUACAAUACUUGUCACAUUUAUCUGAAAACAUGGAACAACGCAAACUUAAGUUUUCAUGAUAAUACAAUUGAAUAUGGCAACUGUGAAGGUCCUGGAAAAUGUUAUCUUGAAGCAUAUGCAAAGGGAAACAAAGAGACCAAAGGACGAAUGUUCAACAUAUCUACAAAUAUAUUUAAAGAUUUGGUGAGUGAUUGCAUUGUUGAUCUGGUAUCAAGUGAUAGUGCUGGAUUUUUCGAAGGUGUUUUCUACUUUAACCAGUUUUUGACCACUGAAACUACUGUUGGAACAAUAACAUUAGACUCAAAGUGUUUCAAUUUUUCUCACAACAUAUUCGACAAUCCAAAGUCACCUUAUGACCUAUACGUGAAGAAGAAAGGAACUACUUCUGUAAAUGCCUCUAACAACUGGUGGGGAAACGCCAAUACCGAUAUAGCAUACGAAAGAAUAUUUGAUUUUCAUCGUGAUAAUGCUUUGUUACUGGUAAAUAUUACUUCGAUUUUGAUUGACAGAAACAUUGAUUGUUCUGGUGUUGAUAACUGCAGUUCCAAUGGUGAAUGUGUGAGUCCAAACACAUGUAGAUGUUUUUCUGGUUAUGCUGGUAACAUGUGCUCAGGAUAUGACUGCUCAGGGGUUCAUAAUUGCUAUGGGAAUGGACUAUGUAUUGGACCGAACUUAUGCGAGUGUAACCAUGGGUGGAGUGGGAAGCAGUGUAUAAAUGCAUUGUGCAGUAAUGUGAACAACUGUAGUGAUCAUGGUUUCUGUAUUCGACCUGAUAUUUGUACGUGUGCUUCUUCAUUCACUGGUGAAAACUGUAGUUUGUGUAUACCAUCACAUUGGGGCAUCAACUGUGAUCCAUGUCCAAACUGUCGGAAUGGGGAAUGUAAUCUAAAUACAGGGACUUGUGAUUGUUUUGGAGCACAGUGGACAGGAAGUUUUUGUGAUAUUUGCAGUGAGACGUUUUAUGGUCAGGACUGUCUCCCUUUGCUCACAGUUUUGAACGUUAUACCGAAUCAGGGCCUUGACAGAGGAGGCAAUUACGUGCAUGUCUGGGGGCACAAUUUUCCACAGACAGACACUUAUAAAUGUAAAUUUGACCCAGACGUUGUGUACGGUGAAUGGGUUGCAUCGAAUCACGUGGUCUGUUCUGCUCCAAAACAUGCAGAAGGGAUUGUUAGUCUUGAAAUUUCAUCGGAUGGGGCAGAGUUCAGCAACAAUAAGGUUAAAUAUCUAUAUUUUGCAACGUGUCCACCAAACUCAUGUGGACGAGAUGUAUCGCCUCCACGUGGUCAGUGUUUGUUUGGGAGUUGUUCUUGCAACCUUCCCUGGACAGGUGAAAAUUGUACAAUUGAACUACUAGCACCUGAAAUUAUUGCGCCUCGAUCACAAACCAUAAACGAAUCGGUUAUAUAUGACGUCCAAUUACAGUUAGCACGGGGGAAUUUACCAGUAACAUGGUCACUCAUGGAUCAUCCAGGAAAUAUGAUAAUAGAUGAAAGAACUGGAAGACUGUUCUGGUCAAAUGUUAUAGGAAGACUAUUAGCUUAUACAGUCAUCGUAGAGGCAACAAAUGUUGUUGGUAAACAUAGAAUUGAAUGGACGAUAAAUGUACCUGUUACGUAUUCUGUUAACCUGGUAUCCCUUGAUCCAGAUGGAAUUCUACCUAGACCAAUGCAAAUCGACAUUUUUGGAGAGGUUAAAUUUAGUAAUUUGAUACCACCGAGGCACGUUCCUAUCAAACUUAUAAUUAAAAGUGAUUUAACGAAUACAACAAGAGUCUUUUCACCAACCAAUGAAAAUCAUGACCCAACAUCAUUCAUGACAACGUAUUAUCCAAGCCCAGCCGAUGCAGGAACAUUUACUGUGAAAGCAUAUCAUCCAGGUUUGGAGCAAAGUACAGGAAGCACGUUGUCAUGGGUAGUCCUAGGCAUGCGUUGCGAGCCAACAUUCAUUAGUUUGAAAGGUUACAUAGACGAUAGUCAAGCCGUAUUUGCAAAUGUAUCAACUCUCAAAAACGUAGGAGGUUAUCCAAUCGGUAACAUAUCAACAAAGGUUUACGGUAUUAAAAACGUUCAUGUUUUUAAAUCUGAAGAUAAAACGGAAGAACCAUUCUUCUUGGCGAAACUUUCUGCAGAUGGAGUAAUAAGUUUUAGUCUCCAAAUAAAAGAUGUAAAUCCAAUGUCUGAAACCUUUUAUAUCGUGUUUUCAACUAUUGAAAGAACUUAUGCAAGACUUCAAAUCAAUAUUGAUUUAACGAUCAAAAAGCCAACACUUAUCUUUGAACCAUUUGCUGUUAAGGACAACAUUAUCCGUGGUACUCAAACUAUUUUUGAUGUAACAAUCCGAAAUGUUGGUGAGAUUCCAGCAAGUGAUGUGAAUAUUCAAAUACCAAAUGAAUCAAAAAUAAGUUUAAUGUCAUUAUCCAAGAAAGGAGAAAAUAUGAAUUAUGCAAACGAUCAGUUGCAAGGUAGUUUGACUAUUCCACCUCUAAGUGAAGCAAUCAUGUCUCUCGCCGUUACUGUUGAAUCGAACACUCCGUUAGGGAAACUAAGGGGAAUUAUAGCAGUAAAUACUAAUCUGACAAUGUUUAGUUUACCAUACGCUUUUACAAUGACUUCAGAGCGGAAACUCAAUCUAACUUUUGUAAUCAAAGACGAAUAUACUUAUUUUGCGACUGGAGCACCAUUGGUUACUGGUGCAGAAAUCAAAUUGGUAAAUCCAAGGAGAGGCUUCUCAGAAACUAUAAUUACAUACAAUGACACAGGUACUGUGUUAUUUGAAAACAUUUACGAGGACAAAUACACUGUUUACGCCAAAGCUGAUGGUCAUUCUUCCUACUCUGCUAUUAUCAUUGCCACCCCCUAUACAACAGUUCGAGAUAUAUUCCUACAAAGAACUGCUGUCACAUAUACGUGGACAGUUACACCUACUACUGUAGAGGACAAAUAUAAAAUAACACUGGAUUCCACGUUUGAAACAUUUGUACCAAUGCCUGUGGUAACAAUUGAACCAAACAAAUUAGACACAGUGCCUUUCGAGACAGAAGAACGAGAAAGUGUGGACUUUACUAUAACUAAUCAUGGCCUCAUCCGAGCUGAUAACCUUCGGUUUUCUCUACCUACAGGACAUCCUACACUGCAAUUUCAAUCGACUGUCGAUGUAAUUGGGGAUCUUGCUGCCAAUACGUCUAUAAUUAUACCUGUCAAGAUUACUUUAAAAUCAAGGACCAAAAGACAAGGUGGUUGCAGUAUGUCGUUAAUGUAUGACUAUGUGUGUGGUGGAACACGUUCUAAUAGCGCAAGUGUAAUUCUGACCGGAAGUUGUGGUGGUCAUGGUGGAUUAAGAGGUGGUAGUGCAUCCGGUGUUGGGAUGUUUAUUUAUCGUCCUGUGACUCCAGUACCAUGUGAUUGUCAUGCCGCUCUCUUGAAGAAGUGUAUUUUAGUGUUUAUUCCAAUAGUGGGAUGUGUGGCAUCAGAAGGAAACUUAGCAGCGUCAACGAUUGCAAGUUGUGCACUUCAGGAUUUUUUCCCAGUAAUAGGGUGUGCCGUUUCAGCUGAUAAAUUAGGAAAAUCAUCGGGACCGAGUUUACCUGACGCAAUUAUAGACACAGCCAUGUCAUGUGUUGUAGGACCAUUGUGUAGCGUUUGUGGUAAUGUGUACAAGGCUUUAAGUUUAACUUUCAUUUAA